UUUUGGGGCGGCCGAUGUGACUGCCUUGCUCAGUUUGAUUCGAUCUGAAAUCAUGAUUUUGUUUUAAUCCCAAAUCCCUUCUCUCACUGCCAGAUUCCCCCAUUUAUAACCCAUCUGCCAUGUUUCCUGGUGACCAAGAUAUAUUAUAUCCACCCAUUCUCCUUUCUUUAUUUUUUACCCAUCUAUUCUCAUUCUUCCUCUCUUUGCUUCCCGUUCCAAGAAAUGUCGGCACAAGAUGACCGACCUCUGGGCCUCAUUGGUACCUUUCAUACUGCAGAUGAUCAUCAAGAAGAAGAAGAAGAAGAAUAUGAAGAUAUUCAAUCUUAUUGUCCUCCCCCACGAAAGCAGAUUGGCCCAGCCAUUGCCUUCGCUCUAACUCUUGCCUUCAUUCUCUGUACAAUGUUUGCAACUGGACAGUCUCUUCCCCCUCAAACUGCUACACAAACGAUGAAGCUUCUCAAGGGCGGAGAAGGAGAUGAGCAGGUGUUGUUGGGGAGAGAAGAUUGGUCAUGGAGGGAGAGUAGAAUUAUAAGUGCAAGGGAGCUGAGUGGACUGGGUUCCCACCCACCAUCGUGCAGAUCAAAGUGCGGAAAAUGUGUGCCUUGCAAGCCUGUCAGAGUGCCCAUUCACCCGGGAAGGAAUCGGCCAUUGGAGUAUUAUCCAGAAGCUUGGAGGUGCAAAUGUGGGAAUAAGCUCUAUAUGCCUUGAUCAUUUUCUUAAUCUUCUCUUAAGCUAGCCUAUUCUCACAUUGGUUUACAGUACCUAAUUUCCUCUAGAGAUGGAGUGAAACAGUUAAGAAUUUUUAGGAGCUUUCUGACUGUCAGGUUAGUGAAGAAGUACUACUGAUGCAGUAAGAGAAAGUGCAGGUAGGAGGGUUGUCUACGUCCUCAUACAGAGUCCAUCUUAAUUAAUAUUAUGGGAAUGCUCCGCAAUUGUAAAAUUAUACCACCAUAGAUAAGACAUAUAUAAUUGCAGUUUACAUGCAAGUAAUUUUAUUUUAAGAUUCUUCUGCA
This is a messenger RNA of Cryptomeria japonica (Japanese cedar), 1013 nucleotides long. Its product is annotated as EPIDERMAL PATTERNING FACTOR-like protein 6. The record is from RefSeq and is a predicted model, not a curated record. NCBI's taxonomy places the organism in Eukaryota, Viridiplantae, Streptophyta, Pinopsida, Cupressales, Cupressaceae. Gene Ontology annotation, biological process: guard cell differentiation; stomatal complex development. The transcript is spliced from 3 exons. The coding region runs from base 223 to 708 and encodes 161 amino acids.